This is a messenger RNA of Spathaspora passalidarum NRRL Y-27907, 1141 nucleotides long. RefSeq names its product GDP-mannose transporter. The transcript has a single exon. The record is from RefSeq and is a predicted model, not a curated record. Lineage: Eukaryota; Fungi; Ascomycota; Pichiomycetes; Serinales; Debaryomycetaceae. Gene Ontology annotation, cellular component: Golgi apparatus. Bases 62 to 1066 code for a protein of 334 amino acids. Gene Ontology annotation, molecular function: GDP-mannose transmembrane transporter activity; antiporter activity.
GGCCUACUUAAUUGGACAAGCACUUUACUUAAUCAGAAGGAAAUAUAGAACCAGCGUCGUCAUGGAAAAGUCAAGCUCUCCUCAACCAGGCCAAUCUUUGGCAUCAUCAAUCUCCAAUUCAGGACCAAUCUCCAUUCUUGCAUACUGUUUAUCAUCCAUCUUGAUGACAGUCACCAAUAAAUACGUCUUGUCUGGAUUCAGUUUCAACUUGAACUUCUUCCUUUUGGCCGUGCAAUCCAUCGUUUGUAUCGUCACCAUUGGAUCUUUAAAAUCAGUCGGUAUCAUCACUUAUAGACAAUUCAACAAGGACGAAGCUAAGAAAUGGUCUCCAAUUGCCUUUUUGUUGGUUGCCAUGAUUUACACCGGUUCCAAGGCUAUUCAAUACUUAAGUAUUCCUGUAUAUACCAUUUUCAAGAACUUGACUAUUAUCUUGAUUGCUUACGGUGAAGUUUUGUGGUUUGGUGGUAAGGUUACCAGCAUGGCCUUGAGUUCCUUCUUACUUAUGGUUUUCUCCUCCAUGAUUGCUUACUACGGUGACAACGCUGCAGUUAGAAGUCAAGACGAUGAAUUCACUUUAUACCUCGGAUACUUCUGGAUGCUUGUCAACUGUUUUGCUUCCGCAUCCUUUGUUUUAAUUAUGAGAAAGAGAAUCAAGUUGACCAACUUCAAGGAUUUCGAUACCAUGUACUACAACAACUUAUUGGCUAUUCCAAUUUUGUUGAUCUCCUCAUUAGUUUUCGAAGAUUGGUCCUCUGAAAACAUCGCCGUCAACUUCCCAAGUGACAACAGAGUUACUACUAUUUCCGCCAUGAUUCUUUCUGGUGUUUCCUCCGUUGGUAUCUCAUAUUGUUCCGCCUGGUGUGUUAGAGUUACUUCCUCAACCACCUAUUCUAUGGUGGGUGCAUUGAACAAGUUGCCAAUUGCCUUGACUGGUUUGAUCUUCUUUGAUGCCGUUGUCAAUUUCUGGUCCGUCAGUUCCAUCUUUGUUGGAUUCAUUGCCGGUUUAGUUUACGCUAUUGCCAAGCAAAAGCAACAAAGAGAACAACAAUCUUUACCAGGUAAAUAGAGAGUUGACUUAGAAUAUUUUGAUAGAAUAGUUUUUGUAUAUUAUUUACACAAUACAAUAGAAAUUUAAAACUAG